Messenger RNA from Talaromyces proteolyticus, 1680 nucleotides. RefSeq lists its product as uncharacterized. The transcript is spliced from 2 exons. The coding region runs from base 93 to 1445 and encodes 450 amino acids. The record is from RefSeq and is a predicted model, not a curated record. Lineage: Eukaryota; Fungi; Ascomycota; Eurotiomycetes; Eurotiales; Trichocomaceae.
AGGUUACAAGCCUUACUUCUGAUUUACUAGAAAAAAGCUAUCCUUACGACGAACUAUCGUCUAGUAGUCCUCUCACAGAGUUGAGCCAGAGUAUGUCAGAGCCUGACGAAGACGAUAUGGUCUUCGUUAAUACAGGCUCUUUUCUUAAACACAAAAGCGAAACGCCGAACCUUCACUCAGACGGUACCAAGGUCCGUGAGACUUUAGCAUCUAUUUUUCCUGAUUCAUUGGCAACCAAAAAAACACUCUCUUCCCCAGAUAUGAAUUCAGGUCAAAAGUAUCGACUGAUGGAGCACCAAGUAAAUCGGUUUACCAUUUGGGAAACCGAAAAAGUUAGUGCCCUGGAGAGAAAAAUCCAUAUUUUGGAGCAGCAGAACUCGAAGCAAAAUGCAAAACUAGAUUUCUACGCCACGGCAAAGGAAUCCGAAUCUGCAAAACUGCGGCAAAUGCCUGGUAUACCUGUCGAUGACAACCUUUUGCACAGGAUAUCCUCCCAGCAUAAAGAAAUACAAAAUCUCAAACUCGAAUUGAGCCGAGCUAUAAAAGUUAAUGGACACUUAUCCAGAAUUUCUGAAGCCAAUGCAGACAUGGAUAUGAAAACUUCUAUAACAAAAUUCAUGGAUAAAAUCGGAACCUUUGCGUUUUUUGCUGCCGACUUGCUUCGCAGGGCUUUUCGUAACAAAUCUCACCAAGAAUUACAGGAAUAUACUAGGUACCUUAUUUCGGAAAGCAUUGCAAACGAGGAAAUGCUCGAAAAUAAUACUUCACCGUCAUUCCAAGCCAUAUUAUUCAAAUUUAUGCGUGAUCAGAUUUUCUAUUCCAAGGAGAUGUGGACUCAACUCCACUUCGAGGGUUUGAUUUUGAAGGAAUACCAGGACACUUUGCAGGAUGCAGCGAGUGGUGACUUCGCCGUGAAGUUUCACCGGGUAGUGCUUCGGCGUAUGUUUGAAAGAAGCGACCGAUUCAAGCAGCUCUUUGUUCUUGCCCACGCCGAGAGAUUGCGAGAUGAGUUUAUGGAGCUAUUUGAACCUUUUAUAGAUAUAACUCUAUUGAAAAGAUCCAAUCGCGAUCAGAAGCUUCAAGAUCAUCUGAUAAAUCUUUUCAAAGAUGCUAUCUAUCUCCGAGCUAUGUGCUUUCCUCCUUCCGGCACUCGAUAUGAAAUGAUUCAUUACAAACCGAGCGACCUCUAUCAGCCCGAUUUGAUGAAAGUAUCAAAUGAUCAUAUGCAAAUGAUUAGGCCUGACAAUAAAGCACUGAGCCACAUAAAGCUUUGUGUACAUGGGUCUAUCGUUUCGCACAGGGUCCAGGAGACUUCUUUCUCCGGCGUUGACAAAAUCAGGGACCUGACAACUUCAUUCGUUCAGAAGUCCGACUACAAUGAUAGAAUAGUGGAGCACUGGGGACAAGAAUUAAUCAGUGAUAAAGCUACUGUAAUUUUUGAAUAGAGUUUCAUGUUUGGAUAUCUACAAGCUUUGUCGACUCAGCGACCUUUUAGUGGAAGCCCAAUACAGAUGGACUGUCCACCUAGUAUCAAGCAAGCAUUGUCAUUAUUCUGGGCGUUAUGAUUUCUUGUUCUGUUUCGUUGCACUAUUGACUUGGAUUUGAAAAUUAGCCUGUGAGUGAUUCGUAUCCCUGUAGUUGCUUAAUUUGAUUAUGCUCGCUUUUGAUCCGAAGAGUUAU